Cotesia congregata is the source of this 1416-nucleotide messenger RNA. The record is from the annotation of a GenBank genome assembly. NCBI's taxonomy places the organism in Eukaryota, Metazoa, Arthropoda, Insecta, Hymenoptera, Braconidae.
AUGGAAGGCGGAAUAAUGGAAACUCCAGAUACUACUCUUAGUGCAUCUAGUUAUGAAGAUGAUUCUUCAAAAGUUUGCUGUCAUCCUAAAGGACGACUAUGGAGAUUUUUAGGUUUAGCCCUAAUGUGUCUUCUGGGUUUUGGUUCAUAUUUUUGUUAUGACAAUCCUUCAGCAUUACAAGAUAAUUUUAAAAAUGAUUUGGAUUUGUCAACGAGUAAAUUCGUUUUACUAUAUUCAAUUUAUUCAUGGCCAAAUGUUGUUCUUUGUUUCAUCGGAGGAUUUCUUCUUGAUCGGAUAUUCGGUAUUAGAUUGGGAACGAUUAUAUAUAUGGCAUUAGCAUUAGCAGGACAAAUUGUCUUUGCAACUGGUGCUAUAGUUAAUAAAUUUUGGCUUAUGAUGCUUGGUAGACUUAUCUUUGGAAUUGGUGCUGAAUCUCUGGCAGUUGCUCAGAACAGUUAUGCAGUUCUUUGGUUUAAAGGAAAAGAAUUGAAUAUGGUCUUUGGACUACAGCUGAGUUUUGCUCGAGUCGGAUCAACGGUUAACUUUUUGGUGAUGGAACCUAUAUACAACUAUGUUGCUAAAGAUUAUUCUGGACCAGAAUGUAUCGGUAUCGUUUUAUUCCUUGCCUCACUGACAUGUGUAUUUUCCAUGAUAUGUGCUAGUUUACUUGGACUCAUGGAUAAACGUACAGAAACAAUAUUACGAAGAGGUCAUAAUGAAGAACCAAAAGUUGUAAGAUUGACGGAUAUUAAAGACUUCGAAGGAAUAUUUUGGUUGAUUGUUGUUAUUUGCAUAGCGUAUUAUAUGGCAAUAUUUCCGUUCAUUGCACUUGCAAAAGUAUUCUUUGAAAGAAAGUAUCAGUACAGCCCAGCAGCUGCUAAUACUGCAAAUUCAUUGAUUUAUUCUAUUUCAGCGAUAGCAUCACCGCUAUUCGGUUUUUUAGUUGAUAAAACCGGAAAGAAUGUGCUUUGGGUGUUUAUCAGCAUUGUGGGAACAAUUAUAGCACAUGGCUUAUUAGCAUUCACAUAUGUUGAUCCUUACACUUGUAUGAUAGCAAUGGGAUUAUCUUAUUCUAUGUUAGCUAGCAGUCUCUGGCCGCUUAUCGCACUUGUUAUUCCAGAAUAUCAACUGGGGACUGCUUAUGGACUCACGUUGAUAUGGGUGAUAGACUUUUCAAAAACUGGCGGUUAUUUGAACAUGACACCAAAACAACGCGAAAUUUAUGAAGAAAGUCAACCUUCUAUUAAUACCACGGAAAGAGAAAAAUUAUUAUCCGCUGGAUCAACAUCAGAUUUAUCUGGUGAUGAUUUAUUACAGCCACAGUCUGAUAUUAAUAUUAGGAAUCGUUAUUUAUCUCGCAUUGGCCCAAUAUUGCCAACACAAGCAAAAGCAACGACAUAUCGUGCACUACGAUGA